Mercurialis annua (annual mercury) is the source of this 618-nucleotide messenger RNA. Its product is annotated as disease resistance protein Pik-1-like. The transcript has 3 exons. The record is from RefSeq and is a predicted model, not a curated record. Lineage: Eukaryota; Viridiplantae; Streptophyta; Magnoliopsida; Malpighiales; Euphorbiaceae. Bases 96 to 467 code for a protein of 123 amino acids.
UCUCAUACCGUCAUACGGAUAAACACUUAGAAACAAAACAAACUUAAUUCUAUCAUUUCGACCCUCCCCAUCUGCAUCUCCAUCAUAAUCUAAAAAUGAAGCAAAAGAUAGUGAUCAAGGUUUCCAUGAACAGCCCAAAAUCUCGCUCCAAAGCUUUGAAAAUUGCAGUCGGCGUUUCAGGUGUAGAUUCGGCAGCUUUAGGAGGACAAGACAAGAGCCAAAUAGAGGUGGUCGGAGAAGGAGUUGAUGCAGUAGAACUCACGACUCAGUUACGGAAAAACGUCGGACAUGCAGAGCUCGUAAGCGUAGGCGCCGUGCCGGAGAAGAAAGAAGAACCGAAACCUCAAAGUCAACAAAUAAUUUGGCCUUAUCACGGCGGCGGUGGUGUGCCUCACUAUGUUUAUAGUGAAGUUGGCGGAAGCAAUCAAUGUUAUUCUCAGGACCCUUAUUCUUGCUCCAUUAUGUAGAUUUUUUGGAGUAAAACAGAGCAUCAUAAUUUGUGUGGAAGGAUUUUAGAGUGAGUAAAUAAUUGGGUCUAGCUUUUUGUAUAUUUGGAUUUGGCUGAUCUUUUUUGUAAAUAAUUUUGGAAUCAUGAAAUGGAUUGAAUUUGGAAUCUCA